Messenger RNA from Exophiala bonariae, 1551 nucleotides. RefSeq lists its product as uncharacterized. Gene Ontology annotation, molecular function: transmembrane transporter activity. Gene Ontology annotation, cellular component: membrane. Gene Ontology annotation, biological process: transmembrane transport. NCBI's taxonomy places the organism in Eukaryota, Fungi, Ascomycota, Eurotiomycetes, Chaetothyriales, Herpotrichiellaceae. The transcript has a single exon. The coding region runs from base 1 to 1551 and encodes 516 amino acids. The record is from RefSeq and is a predicted model, not a curated record.
AUGGCUGAGCCUGUGACCGGUGGCACCGCGACGCAAGACCUCAAGGUUGCUCAGCACAAUAAUAAUGAUGAUGUCGAACUCUCAAGCGACACGAAGUCUGCGCGGCCCGAUACUAUCGAGGUUUCGAGGCCGCCUCAAAAGCCCUUCACCGUCUGGUCGGCCAUGUCACUGGGGUAUUCGAUCUCAAACUCUGGCUUGGGUAUGGUCCUCGUCACAGGCAGUCUAGUCUUCGGUGCAGGGCCAUUGUUCAUCUACGGCACUAUCCUCAUCACCGCCAUUACCUUUUGUGUGGCGAUCACACUUGGAGAAAUGAGCUCGAUUUGGCCGCACGCCGGCGGUCAGUACUUCUAUGUUGCUCAGCUCGCCUCAGAGAAAAGGCGCCGCUUUUUGUCGUACAUGACAGGUAUUAUCUCAUGGGCGGGCGUAAUUUGUACCGCGGCAUCCGCGUGCUCGGCAAUCGCGAAUACUACGUUUACCCUCGUUGCACUGACGAGACCUGAUUUCGAAUACAAGCAGUGGAUGGGUUUCCUCGUAUUUUUGGCCGCCAAUUGGACCGGGACUGCUAUGGUCAUCUAUGAGCGAUUCAUUCCAAUAAUGUCCAGCAGUUUUGUGUAUCUCUCGAUCUCCCUUAUCGCCGCGAUGUUUAUCGCUUUGUUGGCCCCAAAUACCGAGAAGGCUUCUGCCGGACUCGUCUUUGGCACGGAAGGGUACUAUAACAUCUCCGGGUGGUCAAAUGGCGUCGCCUUUUUCAUCGGUAUCAGCUCUGUCAAUUGGGGCUUUUCUUGCCUCGAUGCAGCCACCCAUCUGGCAGAGGAGAUCCCCGAGCCUCGCAAGAAUAUCCCUAAAGCCUUGCUCUGGACUGUCGGCAUGGGAUUUGCCGUCGCAUUUCCCAUAAAUAUCGCCGUCUUCUUCAAAGCACCCGAUUUAGAGAACACUUUCUCCAUCUUCGGGGUCCUGUAUGCAGCUUACAAUGAAAAUGCAUCGCCAGCCAUCGCAUUGGGUGCUUUCAUGGUGCUCGCUACCUGGGGCGCAGUAAUCGGCAUGCAUACUUGGCAGUCGAGAAUAGUAUGGUCUAUGAGUCGAGACAGAGCAUUCCCGUUUCACAAUCGGAUGAGCCGACUUGCACCAGCACCGUUCAAUACUCCUCUCUGGGCUAUCCUAUGGGGUUCGUGCUGGAUCACCCUAUGCGGAUUUCUCUAUCUUGGAUCAACCACGGCUUUCAACUCUUUCAUCUCGGCCGGUAUUGUCCUCCAGUACAUGAGCUACGCCACGCCGACUAUACUUAUGCUGCGAGCUCGCCGUAGCACUACGUUACCCAAAGGCCCGUUCUGGUGGCCCAGAUUCGGCCCGAUCGCUAAUGUUGUGGUCGUUUUAUGGACCGUGAUCAUUACGGUAUUCUACUCGUUCCCUCUGUUUUUGCCGGUCGAGGCAAGCGCGAUGAACUACUUGGUUUGUGUGCUGGUUUUUGCAUUCUUGUACGCUGGGGCUUACUGGGUGUUUUACGGCCACAAACACUACAAAUUGGUGGAUCUUUCAGUCAUUCUGGAUUAG